GACAUGUCUAGGAUAGCUGCCAGUGAUAGGGGAACGGGGAAGGGAGACGCUACCAUCACACUGCUGACUCCGCGGUGUUCGGGACAGGACUUCACUUAAUUCCUGUUUCAUUCGUAUUUUGAAACACUAACUUGACUUGACUUGAUUGUUAUGCUUUGGUGCUGUUUGGACUUUGUGUGGACUUUUACGGUUAAGAAGUUUUACGUCACGUGUUGAAGGAAGAUAUCCAACUUGAAUGUAUGCGUGUUCUGCAGCUGACUCGGGGGGAAAGGACGGAGUUCAGUUGGAACUGGUUUGUACGUGUUUCCUUUUUGUACUCUGCAAGAACUGUCCAUGUGCAUUCUCUCUCCGAUGACACAUCACAGGGAUCUAACAAAUGCCACGUAAAUUACGUGAAAAGGUUUUUAAAUCACAGCAUUGUAAUUUUGGAGUGAAAAAUUGGAGUGAACACCUGAUGACAUAAAUGUUGAUGGACGCAUUCUUGUUAGAGACUCGCUGGAUAUAAUAUUUAAAGUGCUGUUAAAAUAUUAUCUUUUCAAACUCAUAUCAAAGUCAUUUUUGUUCAUCGUAACAUAUGUGUGUGUUGAUUUUGAGGGGUGGAAUGACGCCAAGCUCUGAGGACUGGGGCAUGCUGUAAAGCACACAUCCUUUUUUUAGCACUUCGCUGCGUUCUGACAUCCGGACUACAACUUUUUCCAAACAAAAUCUGUCACGGACGCGCUACCCUAUGUCACUUUAUUUGGGGUUUCUUUUUGCUACUGGAGUAAGUUUGACUGACUAAGCCACGGAAAAAAUGAGAAGAGUUUUGGUUCUGGAAUUUUUUGCUCUGCUACUUCUGCUGACAUGGCUUGGAGAUGCGUCCGAGACGAACCCAGCCAACCGACAGGCGGGUAUCGGACGAGUUCCUUUAAGACGUGCCAGACUAAACAAACAGCGCCUGCAUCCAGGAGUUCUGACGCGCGGCGGCACUGGCGCUGGGGCCCAAUCCGCGGCCCCUGCUGAGCCCUCAGGGCUGACUGGACAGCAUGAGGAAAUGCAGAGGGACCAAAGCGCUAGUCCACCCAACCAGGGGGCGGCACGGAGGGGGGUUAUGGCACGCCGGAGACCCCUGCAAGGGGGCAGCCAAGCCGCUGUCGGGCAUGCCAUGGUUCAGGAUGAAGGGACGCCGGGGGCACGUGCUAGAGUGUCCCGCAUGCCAAGCAGUGCCGGCUCGCCCAACCUCCUGGCCACCUUCGCCGGCAAGAACCGGCUGCUGGUCAUCUCGGCGCCGCACGACUCGGACGGCUACUACCGCCUGAUGAUGAGCCUGCUGAAGUCGGACGUCUACUGCGAGCUGGCCGAGCGGCACGUGCACCAGAUCGUGAUGUUCCACCAGGAGGGGGAGCAGGGGGGCAAGGUGCGGCGCAUCACCAACGAGGGCAAAGUGAUGGAGGAGCCGCUGGACGUGGCGCUGAUCCCGCGGCUUAUGAGCUUCCUGAAGAUGGAGAAGGGCAAGUUCGGCAUGGUGCUGCUGAAGAAGACCCUGCAGGUGGAGGAGCGCUACCCGUACCCUGUCAGGUUGGAGGCCAUGUACGAGGUGAUCGACCAGGCGCCCAUGCGCAAGCUGGAGAAGAUGAGGCAGAAGGGCUUCGUGCAGAAGUGCAAGGGGGCCGGCGUGGAAGGCCAGGUGGAGGAAGGGGCCUUGACGGACACGCAGAGGAAGCCGUUCAGGAGGCCCGCACAGCCCAGCACGACCACCACGGUAGCCACCACCACCACCAGACCCACCACUACAACCAAGGCUCCGACCACAACAACCACCACCACCCCAGCCCCAACCACCACGACCAAGCCCACCACCACUACCCGAGCUACAACCACCACCCGAACAACUACAACAACGCGUGCUACAACCACCACCACCACACGUGCUACAACCACCACGCAGAGAACAACCAAAGCUCCGGCAAGGGUGACAGUUGACCCUUACUAUUACAACCGCAGAGGCAGGCACCACACCAAGACAACCACCACCCCAACCACCCCCUACGAGUACUAUACCAAGGCCUCCACGGGGCGAUACGGGGACAACCGGACAGACAGGAAGGACUACGGGCGCAAACAGGCUGGGGUGACACCGACACAACACAAGCCUACAAAGCCGUCCAGGCCGUCCAAGAAGAAACAUGGAGGCAAAGUGGUCGUCAAUGGCUACGAGGACAAGUAUGACGUCGGCAGGCCCACAGAGACGGACCUGGAGGAACAAGAAGUGGAGGUUGUCCCCACCAAGAAGAGCCGCGUCAAACAAGACAAGAAUGAGAAAAAGAAGAGGAAGGACAAAGCCGACAAGCUGACCAAGAAGGACAAGUCGGAGCGCAGGUCCAAGACGCCCAAGGGCCACAAGAAGAAUGGGAAAAAGGUGUCUAAGACUCAGGAUGAGUACCACAAGCCCACGAAGAGACCGCCGCCACCCAAGGGAAUGCUGGAAACCUUCCUGGACUACUUUGAGAACCGAAGACGUCUCAUUGUGAUCACCGCCCCCACGGAGGAGAACCGCAUGUACGUCCAGCAGCGGGAUGAGUACCUGGAGCACGUGUGUGAGAUGGCCAUCCGGAAAGUGUCCAUCAUCACCAUCUUCGGCACACUCACCAACAACAGCAUGAAGAUUGACCACUACCAGCUGGAGAGCGACAGGGCUAUGAAGGGUCUCAGACAGGAGGACCUGGUGAACCAGGAGCUGAUUGCAGAGCUGAGGAGGGAGUUUGGAAUGAACUACAACGACUUCCACAUGGUGCUCACCGACUUCGACAUGAGAGUGAAGCAAUUCUACGAAGUGCCCAUUGCCAUGAAGGCAGUGUUUGACUACUUGGACACGUUCGCCUCACGCGUCCGUGAGAUGGAGCAGCAGAAGCGCGAUGGAGUGGUGUGCAAGAAAGAGGACAAACCCAGAUCAUUGGAGAACUUCCUUUCAAGGUUCCGGUGGCGGCGGAGGCUCUUUGUCAUAUCGGCUCCUAACGAUGAGGAAUGGGCCUACCAGCAGCAGCUGUAUGCACUGACCAGCCAAGCCUGCAACCUGGGCUUGAGGCACAUCUCCAUACUGAAGCUGGUGGGCACUGAACCGGCAGACAUGGGUGGAGUCCUGGAGCUGUACCCAAUCAACGGCUCGGCCACAGUGGAUCGGGAGGGACUGUCGGCCACACUAGUGCGGGACAUCCGCAACUACUUCCAGGUCAGCCCGGAGUAUUUCUCCAUGCUCCUGGUGGGCAAGGACGGCAACGUGAAGUCCUGGUACCCCUCGCCCAUGUGGUCCAUGGCCAUCAUUUACGACCUGAUCGACUCCAUGCAGCUGCGGCGCCAGGAGAUGGCCAUCCAGCAGUCGCUGGGCAUGCGCUGCCCGGAGGACGAGUACGGCGGCUACGGAUACCAUCACCAUGGCUACCACGACGGCUACCAGGAAGGUUAUCAUCAAGGAUAUGGCUAUUAAAGGGGGGAGAGGGAGAGCUGUGAAUGCUCUCCAUGUUGUGUAUGUAGCCUGCGGACAGGGCUGUGGUGCUACUUUGAUGCUCGCCACUGUCACGUCACAUUACUUCCUGUUUCUGCAUUUUUAAAUCCUGUCACAGCUGACUUGCGUUGGAACACCGCUUCAUUCUCUCAUACAGUUGUGUUCUUAUUCUAUCAACCUCCUGCGGACAGGUAUGGAUGUCUCUUUUUGUAGAUAAGAACAAAAAAAUAUUAAAAAGUUAUGUAUGGUUUGUUUUGUUUUGUAUUUAUUGUUGGUUGUGAAUUUGAGAUGUGUCUGAAGGUCACAAUCAGUUGUCUCUUGAAGAGGGCUCAUAAACCUUUGUUUUGUCUAUUGUAAAGAUUACAUAAUGUUCUUAUUUAUAUGCAGCUCUGCUAUAAGGACAAUAAAGUCAAUUUAUUACCAA
Alosa alosa (allis shad) is the source of this 3905-nucleotide messenger RNA. RefSeq names its product coiled-coil domain containing 80 (gene ccdc80). The transcript is spliced from 7 exons. The record is from RefSeq and is a predicted model, not a curated record. The coding region runs from base 794 to 3463 and encodes 889 amino acids. Lineage: Eukaryota; Metazoa; Chordata; Actinopteri; Clupeiformes; Clupeidae.